AUGAACCGAUUCCUCAAUCUUCUAAAAAGUAAAAGUAGUGCUAUUAGAUCUUUCUUAUUUGCUCUAUAUAAUUCCAAUAUAUAUGGUAUGACCUCAAAGAUAUAUGAUCAGAACUACUUUGAAAAUGACUACAAAAUUCAAGAAAUUGGCUCCUUUCUAGUUGUUGAUUUAAGAGGUAGCUCCAGAAUUGAAAAUAGUUCUGAAGACUAUGAAAACGCCAACUUGGAGAAACAAAAUGAAAACUACUUCAUUGGUGCCAUUGCGCUACCGCACUGUAUUUCUGAAGAUCUUAAAUUUGAUAAAGAACCCUCCAUAGAGUAUCGGUUAGAUGAUACAGGUAGUAUAUUUGUUCGACAAAAAGAGUUUCUAGAUAAGGAAAAUUGUAUUAGAACCUCAAAAAUAUGUACACUACAAGAGAAUAUUAUAGAUGAUAAUUCUUUCAAGGUUAAAAAGAUUGGUAUUCAAGAUACUGAUGAUGAAUAUGAAUUGAAUAGUAAUUGUUUUUCAAAUAUUUCUACAUUAAAAAUAACUCAGACCACUACAGAUGAUUUAUUUUAUAUUCCACAGUCGCAUAAUAUAAAUAUCGAAGAGAAUAUUCUUUUAGAUAACGACUUCACUAAAGCUGAUGUAUAUUUGCUUUUAAGACUAAAAACUAAACAAUUGGUAAAACUUCAGGAACAACUUAAUAGAGAUAUUGAGAUUUUAAGAUUAGAUAGAGCUGAUGACAAGAUAUCUUGUACAAUCACUGAAAGAAGAGCCAUAAAAUAUCCAGCUCAUUUUUAUUUUGUAAAGCAGAGAAUUGACAAUACCAAAGAGAUCAUUGAAAAUAUUCGGAAAGAUAUAGAGAUACUUAGGAGUAAUAAUUCUGAAACAAAAUUUUGA
This is a messenger RNA of Cryptosporidium muris RN66, 882 nucleotides long. RefSeq lists its product as uncharacterized. Bases 1 to 882 code for a protein of 293 amino acids. NCBI's taxonomy places the organism in Eukaryota, Apicomplexa, Conoidasida, Eucoccidiorida, Cryptosporidiidae. The record is from RefSeq and is a predicted model, not a curated record. The transcript has a single exon.